AUGGCCUUCAUGCACCCACCGUCCAACUCGCAUAUGAUGGCCCCAGGCUGGCUGCCUGAGGCAGCUCCUCCGUCAGUCACUCCACUUCUCGGCCUGUUGUUCUAUAAUCUGACAAGCAUUCACGUUUUGGGCAGUGUGGGAUAUCUCAGCCGCAAAGCCUUGCCUAUCAAAAGGAACGAUGCCGAACCCCUGACGCGCGAGGACGUGCAAUACGAUCUCCUCCACUAUCUGUUCAGCGACGUCAACGCAGUGUUCACCAACGCAACGCCGGGGAAACGCGAUAAAGUCACGUUUGGCGACCUAUAUGUAUCCGCUUUAUAUAGCUCCAGUAAAUGCUCCAAAGUAUUGAAGGAAAAAAUGGUUGAAACGCCUGCGUUCAGUCUCGAGUUCGCGAAGAUAGCGCUGCUAACGAACGUUGGCCGUAUCAACACCACUAUGGCUUUCUUUCCGGAAAUGAAGACGGCUCUAAGGACAUAUCACCCGGUGCCUUCGUUGCAGAAGACCGAUGGAAAUGCCCAGGACGCGCCGCGGAUUAAGAACUGCCUAAAGGCUGCUCUACUUCCGUCGGAGCUCAAAGCCGCACCUCCCUCCACACCCGAUGAGGUCCUCGGAAAACUUAAAGCGGGCGUACGACCUCCUACCAGCGUUGUGAAUCUUAUUUUUGUCCUCGCCAACCAUGCAGCGCCACUAGCCAGCAUCCACUUCGAUGGAUCUCUGAAUUUCCUGGAUUUGUUCCUACCGAAUAAAUACCUUGCUUCUAACGAUCGAGCAAGAGCAUUCCUAUGGCUUUUAUACCACUAUCUGGAAGCCAAUACAGGGCCCAACCCGUUCGAUGACCAUUAUUCAAGAAAGUACCCAGGAAAGAUCCCUUCUCUGCGCCGACUCAGCCAAUCGGAAUCCAGAAAGGAGAACGUAGACACACCAGAGGAGAUCGAAUGGGGAAGCAGGAUGUCAAACCAGCGGAAUAUAUUCCUGCAGAAGCUUGUCUCGUCCAUGGAGGGUGACAGGAAAGCCAAAGCCAGUGCACCCCACUUUGUCACAGGUUCUUCUCUCCAUCUUCCUGGGCUCCAUAGACUGAAGUUCAUAAGACACUCUCCCAGAAACAGGUAA
Molecule: messenger RNA, 1110 nt
Organism: Cyclocybe aegerita
Lineage: Eukaryota; Fungi; Basidiomycota; Agaricomycetes; Agaricales; Hemipholiotaceae
Source: the annotation of a GenBank genome assembly